Papilio machaon (common yellow swallowtail) is the source of this 2307-nucleotide messenger RNA. RefSeq names its product esterase FE4. Bases 411 to 2063 code for a protein of 550 amino acids. NCBI's taxonomy places the organism in Eukaryota, Metazoa, Arthropoda, Insecta, Lepidoptera, Papilionidae. The transcript has 3 exons. The record is from RefSeq and is a predicted model, not a curated record.
ACGUAAAGUAGUUCUAAGUCCAAAUGAAUUUAUAAUCGGUAUCCAAAUCAAAAAGUGAUUUGUCAUCGAGCGUGUUAUCAGCGGACCCGCGUGGCCGUCGCGCACUUGUGCCCGAUACGACUUCGCACCGAGCGACGACGCGGACAAGCACAUAUCGUGUGAGCUCAGCAAAUUGAAUACCAUACAUUUAAAUAAACGCUUCACGUAAUAGCCACGUGAUUUAUAAAACUUACAAGUUUCUUUUCCGCUUCUUUUAAUUUGAAUAUUAUGAUUAGUGCGUUGUGUAAUAAAAUUGUGUGAAAAUGUUUCGUGUGCUUAUAUCGUGACAAGGCGUUUAUCGUGAGUAGUGCGUUCGGUGUGCGGUGUUCAGCGUCCGGUGGUAGCGGCGAGCGGUAGGCAGGUGGCGGGCGAUGAAGCGACAUUGGGUGGUGCUUUGGACGUUGUGGGCGGCGCGGCUGGUGCCUCAGCGCACACCCGAGGUGCAGGUGAGCGGCGGCGCGCUGCGAGGCGCCGUGGCGCCGGACGGCUCCCACCGACAGUACCUCGCCAUACCCUACGCUACCGUCGGCCCGCAUAAUAGAUUUCAGGCCGCUGACCCCGAGCCGAAGUGGAAUGGAGUUUUCGAUGCGGUAAACGAGAACGUGCGAUGUCCCCAGCGAAAAGGCAAGUCGUUCGUGACCGGGCGAGAAAACUGUCUUACGCUUAACGUGUUCACUCCACUGGAGGCGGGGCAGGCAGGAGGGGAGUUGCUACCUGUAAUGGUGUUCAUCCACGGCGGCGGCUUCUACGACGGUUCCAGCUCCAGGCACGUGUACGGCCCGCAGUAUCUCGUCACCAAGGGGGUUAUACUUGUCACUGUCAACUACAGAUUGAACCUGCAGGGCUUCGCGUGCCUAAGGAUUAAGGAGGCACCGGGCAAUGCGGGAUUGAAGGAUCAAGUGGCGGCUUUGAAGUGGAUACGAAGAAAUAUUGCAGCGUUCGGAGGUGACGCGGAGAACGUGACGAUAUUCGGAGAAAGCGCAGGCGCGGCGUCGGUGUCCUACCAUGUGGUGUCGCACAUGUCCCAGGGCCUCUUCCACAAGGCCAUCCUGCAGAGCGGCUCCUCGCUGGCACCGUGGGCCAUGCAGUACCGCCCCGUCUACAUGGCCAGCCUUAUGGCCAAGGUGAUGGGCUACGAGACAGAGAAUGCUCGAGAAAUUUAUGACAUAUUUCAAAAGAAAUCUGACGCCGAACUCAUAGUCACCAGAGUACCACGCCUGGAAGGAAACGUAAUUCUCUCUGAAUGUCUGUACGUCCCUUGCGUCGAGGACAGGAUAGAGGGCGUUGAGCCCUUCCUGACGGAGUACCCGUAUGACAUAUACAGGAAGGGCUAUUACAACAAAGUGCCGAUGAUGAUCGGCUUUAACUCCGAGGAGGGUUACUUAUUUUCAAGUAUGGAAAACGAUACGACGAUACCGAAGAUAAAAAUCGAGAAGUCAUUACCCAAAGACCUCACGUUCCCCACGGAGGAGGAGAGGAGAAGGGUGGCGGCACAGUUACAAAGAUUGUACUUCGGAGACAAAGAAAUAUCUCAGGAGACUUUGCUACAACUUGCAAAGUACCAGGGCGAGGCUUACUUCGUUAACGCGGUUAUUGAGGAAAUUGAGUAUUUAUUGGAAACGAACGACAAACCGGUUUACAGUUACAUAUUCGGGUACGGCGGGAACCGGAAUUUGGCGAAGUUCUUUUCUGGGGAGCCGUACCGGAGCGCGCCGGAUGCGUCGCACGCCGACGACCUGUUCUAUUUGUUUAGUCAGGGCGUGCUGCCCUCGCUGUUUGAGAACAAAAUGAUUGAUACUAUGACGACCUUGUGGACGAACUUCGCUAAAUUUGGAGACCCGACUCCGACGUCGCUGCCGGAGGGCGCGGACGGCGUGCCGGCGCUGCGCUGGGCGGCGGCCGGCGACGCAGAUCCCCGGGCGCUGUUCAUUUCUGAGGAACUCCGCAUGACGCCGCUGCGCUACACAGAGACACUUAAAUUCUGGAAAACCGUAUAUAGGAAAUAUAGAAGAAAAAAACCAUGAAAUAUUCCGUGAAAUUCUUUUUAAUUGUAGUAAUUAAAGCUAGCAGACGAUAGCUGCAGCUGCUAUGUAAGAUAAAUGUCCGUUUUUGUUGUUGAUGUUUAAUCGACAUGACUAAUUAGUGUAUUAAAUUGUUUCUGUGAUUUGGCGCUGGUGCUGCGUAUUAAACUAUUACUAUAAAACGUUACGUACUAUGUAAUACUAAACGUAAAUCAUUUUAGUAUUAAUAAGUUUGGUAAGAUUAUUU